Molecule: messenger RNA, 2298 nt
Organism: Adineta ricciae
Lineage: Eukaryota; Metazoa; Rotifera; Eurotatoria; Adinetida; Adinetidae
Source: the annotation of a GenBank genome assembly
AUGACAAGUCGCUUCAGCCAAGGAACAGUAGAGAUACUCGAUAAAAAUGACAAGUCUCCUUCAAGUUCAUGCACAUUGCCAAGAGUUCUAGCUGUGUUUCUGGGUUUUUUCAUAAUUACUACUGUAGUCUUUGCCACGUUCUACGGUAUCGAGAAAAAUAAACGAAUUCAAGACGUAAUAGCAUCAUCCACGGCUACCACUGCAUCGACGACGACUACCACAACACCGGAUGCUAAGCAAGAUUUAUGUCUGACUCCAUACUGUAUCAAAGCAGCUGAUUAUUUAAUCGAAAGUAUUGAUGAGUCUAUAAAUCCUUGUGAGGAUUUCUUCCACUUCGUUUGCGGAACAUGGAUUAAAAACACACGAAUACCGGAUGACGCUGGUGCUCAGAAUACGUUCAAUUUAUUACGGCAUGAACUGGAUUACAAUGUUGUCGAUUUACUAGCAACACCUCCAUCGAAUGGAACUGUAGAACCGGAAGCAGUUGUCAAUGCUCGACGUUUGUAUAAAUCAUGCACGAAUGAAACUGGCAUUGAAGCUGAUGGUGUCGAUGCUAUUAUCUCCUUAGUUAAUUCUGAAUUUGGCGGCUGGCCCAUUCUUCUCGGUUCAACAUGGGACGGAAGUACAUUUAAUUUAACAAAAAUUUUGAUUGUUCUUCGAAAGUAUAACAAUAAUCCGAUCUUUCGCGUGGGAACAUCCACGGACGAGAAAAACUCCUCGACAUACGACAUUGAAAUGGGACAAGGUGAUCUUGGCCUUGGCCAGAAACAAUAUUACAUGUCUGAAACACGGGUGACCAGCGCCUAUCGACAGCUGAUGACAGAUCUAGCGAAAAGCUUGACAAACGAUACAUCGGCGAUUGACCAAGACGUCAUCGACAUAUUCGAAUUUGAAAAAACGAUUGCAAUGUACCAUUGGACAACAUCCGAACAACACGCACGUGACAAUGAAACAGUUCGAACAACAGUCAACCGUUUGACAUCUUUAUUGAAUACAACUUUUGACUUCGACGAUUACGUUCGCCGUGCUUAUAUGCUCGGUGAAAUCACACUGGAUGGUACGGAAAUCGUUUCGGUUAGUGAAAUCGACUAUCUUUUGAAUGUGACGUCGAUUCUUGAACAAACGCCGGCACGUACGUUACAGAAUUAUAUUGUCUGGAGAUUUAUGAUGAAUCGUGCUGCGAACAUGCCUCAAAAUGUUCGGGUGCUCAAAGAACGAUUCGAUCGAAUCUUUCGAGGUACGUCAGCAGAACCAACACGUGCGAUUAUCUGCGGUAAUUAUGUCAAUGGCAAUAUGGGGUUUGCUGUUUCGAAAUUGUACAUUAAAAAGUAUUUUGAUGAACACGCACGCACUGAAUCAUUAGAAAUGAUCAAUAACAUUCGAACUGCGUUUAUUGGUAUGGUCAAUAAAUCGACUUGGAUGGAUAGAGAGUCACAGAACAAAGCUAUUGAAAAAGCCUUGGCAAUCGAUCAAAAGAUCGGCUAUCCGGAUUAUUUAGCAAGCGACAAUAAUACAAAACUAGAAGAAGAUUAUGCUGAAUACACAUUUAGUACAUCGUAUAUUAAUAAUGUUCUCAAAUUAUUACAAAUCAAAGCAAAAGAAAAUUUUCGUCUUCUUCGUGAACCGGUCGAUCAGAGAGCAUGGGGUGAUGAACCGCCUAGUGUAGUGAACGCCUUCUAUGAGCCCUCGAGAAAUCAAAUCACUUUCCCUGCUGGAAUCUUACAGAAACCGUUUUUCGACAAAGAUGCACCAAAAUAUCUAAAUUAUGGCGGGAUCGGAGUGGUUAUUGGACAUGAGAUUACACAUGGUUUCGAUGAUACGGGUCGACAGUUUGACAAAGAUGGAAAUCGCGUUCCCUGGUGGACAGAUGAAACAAUUCAGAAGUUUGUUAAACGAAAAUCAUGUAUUGUCAAUCAGUACAGUAAUUAUACGAUCGAACAAAUCAAUCAGAAAUCAAAGGGAGAACAAACACAAGGCGAAGAUAUUGCUGAUAAUGGUGGUUUACGAGAAGCUUAUUUUGCCUAUGAAAAAUGGGCAGAAAAGAACGUGAAUAGUGACAAGCGAUUACCUGGUUUACAAAAGUAUUCACCGGAACAAAUGUUCUUUAUCAAUUAUGCUCACACGUGGUGUACAAAAAUGACCGACGAAUACGCUCUGAAUCGACUUUUGACUGAUGUUCACUCUCUGGGACCAUUAAGAGCUGUCGGCCCAACGUCGAAUUUCGAUCAAUUUGAUCGUGCAUUCGGAUGUACGCCUGGUCAAAGCAAUAGCCGAGUGAACAAAUGUAUCGUUUGGUAA